Molecule: messenger RNA, 1605 nt
Organism: Funneliformis mosseae
Lineage: Eukaryota; Fungi; Glomeromycota; Glomeromycetes; Glomerales; Glomeraceae
Source: the annotation of a GenBank genome assembly
AUGAUACAACAACCUCCAGUUGAAGAGGAAGGCUUUUAUUUGAGUUGGGCUUUACUAAUCCAGACCUCCCUUUUAAUAUUAUCGUUAUGUUCUUCCUACUACUUACAACACAAACAAAUCCGUGCAAUACACGAAACUGUGAUUUCCAUUUUUGCAGGAAUGAUUGUUGGACUGGUGAUCCGUAUGUCGCCAGGUGGUUAUGAAAUGAAAAAGGAAAAUUUUUUCAGGAAUCUUGGAACUAUUCUUACAUUUGCGUUUUUGGGCACUUUUAUUUCAGCUGUUGUCAUAGGAGUUUUAGUUGGAAUAUUAUCGGCUAUAGGAGUAGGCUCACUGUCACUUUCAUUUUUAGAUUCAAUGAUUUUUGGAUCCGUUUUAUCAGCAACUGAUCCAGUAACUGUACUUACCAUAUUCCAAGCGCUUAAAGUUGAUCCUAAACUUUAUUCUAUAAUCUUUGGAGAAAGUAUCUUGAAUGAUGCUGUUUCCAUUGUACUUUACGAGUUGCGUAUUAACAAAACACUUAAACAGUAUCGAGGUCAAGAAUUUCAUUUAACGAACAUAUCUCACGGAAUAUUUUCAUUUUUUCUUAACUUUGGAGCUUCAUUAAUAAUCGGAUUUUAUUCUCAUUUACAUAAGUAUUCUUCGAUAGAAUCAUGUAUCGUCGCAUUAAUUGCAUAUUCUUCCUACCUACUUUCAAAUGGAUUAUAUCUGUCAGGAAUCGUUUCUUUGUUGUUUUGUGGUAUAACACUAAAACAUUACGCAUAUGACAACAUGUCAAUACAUACGCAGCGUUUGACAUUAUUCACACAGACAGAUUUGGACUAUAGACCCUCCUUUAUUUUCUUUACAUCGAUUAUUAUUUGUAUAUCACGAUACAGUGCAGUAUUUCCACUUUCCAAUUUAAUCAAUAUUAUGUCAAGGUAUAGAAACAAGGGUGAAUCUAUUCCAAAAAAGUAUUCAGUUAUGUUGUUCUGGGCGGGACUGAGAGGAGCGGUAGCAUUUGCAUUGGCAGCUGGAUUAGAUGGUAAAAAUGCAAAUGCGAUGAGAACAACAAUUCUUGUAGUGGUUGUGUUGAGUGUUAUUGUUUUUGGGGGCACAACUAGUCGAGUACUGGAAAUAAUGAAAAUACAAACUGAUCACAAUAAUGGACAUAGUCGAACAAAUUCUCAAGGAUCUAAUUCGGGAGAUACUAAUAAUAGAUAUUCUGACGAAUUGCAACAAACGAACUUUACACCUAUGCAGAAACAUUGGUUUAUAUCAUUUGAUGAUAGAUUUUUGAAACCAUUUUUUACGCGAAAUAUAGAUUUUAGAUAUAGAUCACCACAUAACAGAUGGGAUUAUGGAGAGAGGAGACAUGAAGGAAAUAAUGAUGAUUUUAUAGGAUUAACGGGAGGGUCAGUGAGAACCGCCUCUUCGAGAACUCCUGUAAGAAAUGGAGGGAGAAGUUUUAAUAAUAAUAACAAUUCAAGAAUUGGACUCAAGCAAGGAAAUUAUAAUGAAAAUUUGUCAGAAGAUUCACCAUUAUCCACACAGCAACAGGACCUUGAUACAACGAAUCCAAAAACAGUCGGACUUCAAAGUUUUCCUGAUUUGGAAGUUGAACAUUGA